CCCAGUCAAGUUAGGAGUGAGAGAGAAUCAAAGGGAAAAGCUCAAACGGAUGAAAUUUGCCAAAAUGCGCGGUGUGGGUGUGUUGAACGGUAGAGUGUGAUUGGCGGGGGAAGAAGCCUGUGCAAGUAUUGGUGCUUGAAACACCACCCCGCGCGUAACACAGUGCGCAUGUAUAACUUGUUAUAUAUAAUAGUGCUCUCUUCUCUUCUACCCUUUGCACGGCCGGAAGAAAGUGAGGUAGAGCAGCAUUUGGAAAGCUUGGGGCUUGCUUCUCUCUGAAAAAGCAAGCUGUGUAAAAGCCGUUCAUUCUUUUCUCCCACUAAUACGUACCUCAAUUCUCUUUGUUCGCUCUAAAGCUCGUAAUUUGCAGUCCUUUUCCUUUUUCUCUUCGGCUGCGUUCAGUUUUUUCCCAUCCCACCUGAGGAAUUCAUUAUGUACUCUCAGUUUCCGCGCUCUGUCUCGCCUCCAUGUCGUCCGAUAUAAGCUAGAGUCUUCAACACUCAUUUUCCGUUACAAUCUCGGUUGGUGUUUUCUUUCAAAUCCGCCUUCAAAAAAUUGCGGAGUUUCCGGGAACAUUCCAUGAGCAAUUGCAAGAUUUGUGUGCUUAAGCACUGUGCUGUAGUUGUCAUUUUCAGUAAGGUGGCGGUUGUUGUUCUCCUCUCGAGAUUGUAAAUCCUUCACAAGUAAAUUUCGGAGCCUGAGGAUACUGGACUUCGUGCUUGUUGUGGGAGUAAUGGGUACGGAUCGUCUGCUACGGCCAACAGUUGGACCGCCAUUAAAACGGCGAGCUGGGUUGCGGAGGAAGCAGGCUGGAAGAGGAUCUUAUAGGGGAAGCUAGAGCAAGGGGAUUAUCGGGAGUUGGAGGGCCUUUGUUGUUUUCUUUUUUCGCAGAGUUAGUUAAUCAAUAACCCUUUCUUCGGGGCUUCUUCGGGUCGUCAAAAUUCUGAGAAGAUGGCUACGAACAUACGUCAAUUACUCAGAAGUCUCUGUUUAAAUACUGAUUGGAAGUACGCCGUCUUUUGGAGACUCAAACAUGGGGAUCGGAUGAUCCUAACAUGGGAGGACGGUUACUAUGACAACCCUGAUCAUUAUGAUUCUUUAGGUAAUGAGUGCUACCAGAAGACCAUGGAACAGUUUCACAGUGGGAAUUUUCCUCACGAUCCUCUUGACUUGGUGGUCUCAAAGAUGUCAUAUCAAGUAUAUUCGAUAGGGGAAGGUAUUGUUGGACAGGUAGCUCUCACUGGGAAGCAUCAGUGGAUCUAUGUAGAUGAUCAUGCUACGAGUUCUGGUUCGUCCUUUGAGUUCGCCGAUGGAUGGCAAUCUCAGUUUUAUGCUGGAAUUAGGACAAUUGUUGUUGUGGCUAUUACCCCACAUGGAGUUCUUCAGCUUGGCUCCUUAAAUAAAGUAAUUGAAGAUAUGAGAGUUGUAACUCAUAUCAGAAACAUUUUUUUGACCAAUCAAGAUUCCUUGAUAGGCCACGUUCCCAAUCACAUAAAAUCAUGUGUGAAGAAUUCUCCUCCUCUGCCAGAUGCACCAACAACAAAAUUGUCUUCAAAAAUUGGACCUGCUUGCUUGCUUGAUACAAAGGAAACCACACGGGGUGAAAAACUGGACAUUUUAAUGCCCUUUCCAUGCUCUGCGAAGAACCUUACACCUCCUUCUGUUUAUCAGAAAAUGGCUGUUGAUGUGACCAAAUAUGGAGGGCCUGAGUUUUGCAGUGAUGAAAGUUUGGUUUUGCUCAAGUCAGUAUCUAAUAUGAUGAAUGUCGAGCAUAAAAAAUUUUUAGAUAAGAGACCUCUAAAUGAGAAGUUUGAAGAGGGAAGCAGUGGCUCCAAAGAUGUCAGGGUGGAAUCGGAAAGAAAUGUUACGUCAGUGCCACACAAUUCAGUUAUGGACAAUAACUUCAGUGGUUCUGUAGGUCCAUCUGAAACAAUUGGAGCUGAUUUGGCCUGCUUGCCUUCAGACUUUCAUGAUGUUGUUUACGAAGGUGAUAAGUUGUGUUAUGUAAAUAUUAGCCAGAAAGAGGCAUUGCCUCUUCGCAGAUCUUCAGAUGCAAGCUCCCAAAAAGAUGCAGAAAGUUCAGAGUUCCAGACUGCACCUUCUUACAUGAGUACCUCAAAUACACUGUUGAAUUUCCCUGCUGGCUGUGAGCUACACGAAGCCCUUGGGCCAGCUUUUGUGAGAAGUGGAUAUUUUGAUUCUGAAGGACAGGUGAAUGAAGAUCUUACAAUGAUGGAGAUACCAGAUGAGAUUAGCUGUAGCCGGCUGACUCAUGAAUCUUGUCCGGAGCAUCUUUUGGAGGCAAUAGUAGUCAAUGCUUGUCAUAGUGAUAAUGACAUUAACAAUGAACUAUCAUACUCUGCAUUAAUGCAGGCUGCAAUGAUAUCUGAAAGAAAUCCUGAAGCUUCCAUGCACAGUGCCCCAGCCAUUAAUUCAGAAGGCUAUUCAAUAGAGUCUUCUCUUGUAAGAGAGGACAUAUUCCACUCUUUGACUUCAUCGUCGUGUCCUAGUUCAUGUAGUGAACGGUUUGAAAGAUCUUCUGAGCCUGGUAAGAGCAAGAAGAGGGCUAGGCCUGGAGAAAGUGGUAGGCCUAGGCCAAGGGACAGACAACUGAUCCAAGAUCGUAUAAAGGAGUUGAGAGAAUUGGUGCCAAAUGGAGCAAAGUGCAGUAUUGAUUCACUACUGGAGCGCACAAUAAAGCACAUGCUCUUUCUGCAGAGCAUUACUAAACAUGCUGACAAGCUAAAUAAAUUUACUGGUUCAAAGGCAAAGUCGCAUCACUUGGAAUCAGCUGUUCCUGGAUGCUCUAGCUAUGAACAGGGUUCGAGCUGGGCAAUGGAAGUAGGAGGUCAUCUGAAAGUUCAUUCAAUAUUAGUGGAGAAUCUUAGUAAGAAUGGACAUGUGCUUGUCGAGAUGCUUUGUGAGGAGUGCAGCUAUUUUCUGGAGAUAGCAGAAGCCAUAAGGAGCUUGGGCCUGACAAUUUUGAAAGGUGCAACAGAAGCUCAAAGUGAGAAGACAUGGAUAUGUUUUGUGGUUGAGGGCCAAAACAACAGAAAUGUGCACAGGUUGGAUAUAUUGUGGCCGCUUGUUCAAAUACUGCAGUCCAAGAGUACAGUGCACGCAUAAUAACUGGUUGGUUCUUGAAAACUUCUUGGCGCGCUUGGUAAUGACGUCGGAAAUCUUCUGCUCCUCCCCCCUCCGUGACCCAGAAGAUAAAAAAGCUGCGUGGGUAUGCACGAUGGGGUAGGGUAAAGAAAGAAGAAAAAACAAACCUUAUCAAGAUGUAAAAUAUUGAGCCUUUAUAGUGAGGCAAAGAUGGCAACUUUUUUUCUUGGGUGCUGGUGGGAUUGCGACGA
This is a messenger RNA of Neltuma alba, 3356 nucleotides long. RefSeq names its product transcription factor EMB1444. Lineage: Eukaryota; Viridiplantae; Streptophyta; Magnoliopsida; Fabales; Fabaceae. Gene Ontology annotation, molecular function: protein dimerization activity; DNA-binding transcription factor activity. Gene Ontology annotation, biological process: regulation of DNA-templated transcription. The transcript is spliced from 11 exons. The record is from RefSeq and is a predicted model, not a curated record. The coding region runs from base 952 to 3126 and encodes 724 amino acids.